This is a messenger RNA of Acanthocheilonema viteae, 828 nucleotides long. The record is from the annotation of a GenBank genome assembly. NCBI's taxonomy places the organism in Eukaryota, Metazoa, Nematoda, Chromadorea, Rhabditida, Onchocercidae.
AUGAAAUUCAAGAUAACAGGUGAUACCAUUGAUUAUGAUCGUCCAGCAGUGAUAAUAAUGAAUCAUCGAACGAGACUUGAUUGGAUGUAUUUUUGGGCGGCAUUAUUUAAGAUGAAUCCAUGGCUAUUGAUUAGCUCAAAAAUUGCUUUAAAAGCUGAACUUCGCCGUUUUGGAAUGGAAGCAAAUCAGUUCAUCUUUUUGGAUCGUAAAAUAAAAACGGAUAAGGAACGAAUUUCGGAAGCAAUUCAUUACUAUGCAUCUGUUGGAAGCAAUUAUCAGAUAUUAUUAUUUCCUGAAGGAACGGAUAAAACGCCUAAUACAACGAUGAAAAGUAAUAUGUAUGCGAAAAAGAAUGGCUUAAAACAAUUGAACAAUCUAAUCUAUCCUCGUUCAGCUGGGCUUAUUCAUUUUAUCAAUGAGAUGAGACGACAUAAUUACAUCGAAUGCAUCUAUGAUGUAACUAUCGCUUAUCCGGUAAAUAUCGUUCAAUCAGAAGUUAGUCUAAUCUUAAGUGGUCGUACACCACAAAAAGUAUUAUUUCAUAUUGAACGAAUUGAUUUAUCAUAUGUACCACUUGAAGAUCAUGAUAUUGCUCAAUGGAUUAAUGAGCUAUGGAUUGCGAAAGACGAGAAAUUAGAUUUAUUUUAUUCACAGCAACCACCACGUGUGCAUUUUCCAAAUGACAAGAAUAAAUUUGUAUGGGAGGUGCUUUUUGGAUAUUUCAUUUUUGCGUAUGCUUAUAUAAAUGGUAAAUAUGGUGGUAUCCAACGAAUGGUAUAUGUCAAAUGGUGGCAUUCAUUGGAGGCGGAGACGGUAGUUCACAGGUGA